AUGGCACCCCCGAAGUCCCAAAGGGCAUCAGAUUUCUUCCGGCAGGGUAAGGGAGGGAAGCAGCGCAUGGAGCAAGAUGGCGGCGGCUCCCGCUCACCCACUCACACCUCAGAUGCAGGAUCAGACUCAGAUAUGAGGCAAGCAACCGCUGAAGAUCUGUCUGUGUCGGAAAAGCGCCUGGCGGCAAUGCUGCAGGACCUGCGCACUUCUAUGAAGACUGACUUCCAAGCUGCGGUCUCUGAAAUGCGCAAAGACAUCCAUGAAGUGGGGACACGCGUUAAUGCACUAGAAGAAAAGACUGACGAGCUCUGCCACAUGAAUGACACCAUG
This is a messenger RNA of Pelobates cultripes (western spadefoot toad), 330 nucleotides long. Lineage: Eukaryota; Metazoa; Chordata; Amphibia; Anura; Pelobatidae. The record is from the annotation of a GenBank genome assembly.